AUGGCGAUAGUAUCAGAUGACGAGAUUCCUUCGGAGCGAGAGGUCUAUACCUCGGACACCACCAGUACUGACGACGACGAUUUCCAGCCUUUUGCGCUACCUGACGUCGGAGUAGAGCCUGCUGAUGGCCUUCCCGCCGGGGACGUACCACUUGCGGUGAUCCCUGCUCCUAUACCGCUUGCUGCUUAUCCAGUCGUAGAUAUGCCACUCGAUGUUAUUUCUGACGACGAUAUCGAUCUGUUUGAGGAGGACCCACCUGAAGCUGACCAUGAGGGCGGGGACCCUAUUGUUGCUGAUGUCAUUUUACCCAUUGCAGAGGCCCUUGCAAAGGAGCUUCCUGCCGGUUCACCAGUCCCAGAUUCCUUUGAGUCCGUGGCAUCUGUGUCCUUACACGCUCAGGGAGUGCAGCAUCACUCUCAUGACGCCGACCCAAACAUGGCGUUAUCAGCUGCAUCUGCUCCCUCACACGAUCUCGAGUUCGACCACGAGGUUGACGAUGAUUUUGAUCCUAACUUUCCCCCUGGUUUUGAUCCGGACCAGGAUAUCGAGUUCAUUCACUUGGACCAGCCCCUAGAGGAGCCUGUAGCCCCUAUCGAUCCUUUGUUUGAUGAUCCCGCUGAUUUUGAUAUGGAUUUUGUUGACUCGGAGCCUGUCGUGGCCCCUGAGCCAGUCGUUUCUCCUGAUCCCGCAUUAGAGCGUGACCCUAUUCAUGAUGAUGCACCAGCCAUUGCACCCUUUGUUGAUGAUAUACCCGUAGCUGAUCAUCCUGUUAUUGCUCCACCGUUAGUGGAUGAUCAUGUUGUUGACGCUCCUGUUGACGCUCCACUCUUGAUAGAGGAUCCUGUUGUUGCACCAUUUCCUGAUCCUGUGCCGGUGCUGUUCGACCGUGCACCUUUUGCUACCCAUAUAGAUCCACGUUACGCCGACACCUGUAACGGGUGGAUUGAUGACGAUGAAGAUUAUCUACCAUUUGUGUUACCUGUUACACCACCAGUAGCCCCCGUUUUAGCACCCAUUUCUGCACCCACUGAUACCCCGUUGUUUCCCCCACACACCACAGAUGCACAUCGCAUAGAUCUUCCUGUUACGUCCCUCCAGGACAUACCGCCACCGCGUCCUGGAGAGGGGUCAUCUAGACAGUCGCCUGUUCCUGUUCCACCCAUGCUUUGA
This is a messenger RNA of Helianthus annuus (common sunflower), 1170 nucleotides long. RefSeq names its product calphotin-like. NCBI's taxonomy places the organism in Eukaryota, Viridiplantae, Streptophyta, Magnoliopsida, Asterales, Asteraceae. The coding region runs from base 1 to 1170 and encodes 389 amino acids. The record is from RefSeq and is a predicted model, not a curated record. The transcript is spliced from 2 exons.